AACCAUCUCACCCUAUCAGAAACCAAAUAGCAACAACAAAAAUCUAAUAAAACCACUCUCUUUCAGUUUCUCUCUCACACGCAGACACACAAACACACUCUCAAAACUCACAAAAAAUUCCACAUUUCCAUUUUUCCACUAUCCAGAAUUGAACUAACAAUGUCCAAACAGACCUACAGAGUCUGCUUCUGCUUCCAUAGGCGGUUCAGGCUCGCCGUAACGGAAGCACCGGCGGAGAUCAAGGACCUUUUCAGUCAGUACUCCGAGAAUGGGAUCAUGAACGCCGAUCGGUUACGAAACUUCCUGAUCGAAGUUCAGAAACAAGAGAAAGCAACCGAAUCGGAAGCUCAGGGCAUCAUCGAUCAGCUCAGGCACAUUCAUCGCAAGGGACUCAACCUCGAGGCCUUCUUUAAGUACCUCUUCUCUGAUUCUAACCUUCCUUUCCAUUCUCGGACGGUGCAUCAUGAAAUGAAUGCGCCUUUGUCGCAUUAUUUCAUAUAUACGGGUCACAAUUCUUAUUUAACUGGGAAUCAACUCAGUAGUGAUUGCAGCGAUGUCCCCAUCAAACAAGCGCUGGAGAGAGGAGUGAGGGUAAUUGAGUUGGAUUUAUGGCCAAAUGCCGCAAAAGAUAAUGUGGAUGUUCUUCAUGGAAGGACACUGACUACUCCUGUGGAACUCCUCAAAUGUUUGAAGUGUAUAAAGGAGCAUGCCUUUACUGCAUCUGAAUAUCCAGUUGUGAUAACUCUAGAAGACCACCUUACUCCAGAUCUUCAGGCUAAAGUGGCUCAUAUGGCCACUCAAACAUUUGAAGACAUACUCUUUACUCCUGGCCCAGAAAGCUUGAAGGAGUUUCCAUCCCCAGAAUCCUUAAAGAGAAGGAUAAUCAUAUCAACCAAACCUCCAAAGGAAUACCUUGAGGCCAAAGAAGUUAAGGAAAAAGAAAAUGAUUCCCAAAAGGGAAAGGAGUUAGGUGAUGAAACUGCUUGGGGUAAAGAACUCACACACCAGAAAAGCAUGUCUGUAUCAGAUGACAAGCAUGAUUUGGAUGAAGAAGAUCAUAAUGAAGAGGAAGAUCUUGAUUGUGGAGAUACUAAGGCACAGCAACAUGAAGCACCUGAAUAUAAACGUUUAAUUACCAUUCAUGCUGGGAAGCCAAAAGGUGGAUUACAGGAAUGUUUCAAGGUGGACCCUGAUAAAGUGAGACGUCUUAGCUUAAGUGAGCAACAACUUGAAAAGGCCGUAGCCACUUAUGGAAAAGAGAUUGUCAGAUUUACCCAGCGUAAUAUUCUGAGGGUGUAUCCAAAGGGUACACGCAUUGACUCUUCAAAUUACAACCCACUAAUAGGGUGGACUCAUGGAGCUCAAAUGGUUGCAUUUAAUAUGCAGGGACAUGGACGAUCUCUCUGGUUGAUGCAGGGAAUGUUCAGAGCAAAUGGCGGGUGUGGUUAUGUUAAAAAACCAGAUUUCCUAUUGAAGACUGACCCACCCAAUGAGGUCUUUGAUCCUAAAGUUAAGUUGUCGGUGAAAAAAACUUUAAAGGUCACUGUGUAUAUGGGGGAAGGAUGGUAUUAUGAUUUCCGUCACACGCACUUUGAUGCAUAUUCCCCACCAGAUUUUUAUGCAAGGGUAGGAAUUGCUGGAGUGUCUGCUGAUACUGUCAUGAAGAAAACGAAGACAUUAGAGGACAACUGGGUGCCUACUUGGAAUGAGGAGUUUGAAUUCCCACUAACUGUGCCAGAACUGGCUUUGCUUCGGAUUGAAGUUCAUGAGUAUGACAUGUCUGAAAAAGAUGACUUUGGAGGCCAAACAUGCAUACCAGUUUCGGAGCUAAGAAGCGGGAUUCGAGCAGUUCCACUCCAUAAUGAAAAGGGUGAGAAGUACCCAUCUGUGAAGCUUCUUAUGCGCUUUGAAUACUUUUAAUGUCAUCAGUAGUUGCACUCCAUAUUUGCGAGGAAAGAAGUACAAAAUAAUGUACAGUUUUUAAAUGUGCACUUCUUUUUUCAUCAAAGGUUUGCUGUGUGAUAUAUGCAUAUGUAAUGUCUGAAAUUAUGUUGAGUUAUUGUGGGAAAUUGUCGAUGUAUUUUUGUAAUAUAACUAGAUUGGUAUUCAUUGUGUGGGAAAUUGUCAAUGUAUUUUUGUAAGAUAACCAGACUUGAAUUCAUUAUAUUCGUUACAAUAAUGUCGAUUUUUUUUGUGA
Molecule: messenger RNA, 2197 nt
Organism: Quercus robur (English oak)
Lineage: Eukaryota; Viridiplantae; Streptophyta; Magnoliopsida; Fagales; Fagaceae
Product: phosphoinositide phospholipase C 2-like
Exons: 9
Coding region: 160-1920 (586 amino acids)
Biological process (GO): lipid metabolic process; phosphatidylinositol-mediated signaling
Molecular function (GO): phosphatidylinositol-4,5-bisphosphate phospholipase C activity
Source: RefSeq, a predicted model, not a curated record